Messenger RNA from Musca domestica (house fly), 1000 nucleotides. RefSeq names its product alpha-tocopherol transfer protein. Lineage: Eukaryota; Metazoa; Arthropoda; Insecta; Diptera; Muscidae. The transcript has 3 exons. Gene Ontology annotation, molecular function: phosphatidylinositol bisphosphate binding. Gene Ontology annotation, cellular component: membrane. The record is from RefSeq and is a predicted model, not a curated record. The coding region runs from base 1 to 972 and encodes 323 amino acids.
AUGGUUCAUAGAGACCCACUGGUCUCCAGCUGGUCUAAAGAUACUGCCAAGAUAAGACCGCUACCGUCAGAAUUGCAGGAAGUUGCCAAACGAGAAUUGGGUGAAGAUCCCCAACGAAUACCGGAAGAUUUGCAAGCAUUGAAGAGAUGGAUCGAACAACAGCCCCAUUUAAGGGCACGCACCGAUGAUCAGUUUUUGAUACAAUUUCUACGUGGCUGUAAAUAUAGUUUGGAGAGAGCUAAAGAAAAACUGGAUUUGUAUUUUGCACUGAAAUCCAAGUAUCCCGAUAUGUUUGGACCAACCGAUAUAGAUGAGCCUCGUUUUAGGGAAAUCUAUAAUAUUGGGUGCUACACCAUAUUGCCCACACCCUUGAAUGAAACUGGGCCACGCAUAGUGGCAUUUCAAUACCACUAUGACCCAAAUAAAUUUCACUUAGAAGAUAUAUAUUAUCCCACCAGUGCCAUGAUGGAACUGACCUUACUCAACGACCCCUAUGCCUGUGUUCAUGGCAUUGUUUAUGUUUUUGAUUUUGGCAAAAUUACGGCACGGCACUUGCUACAGCACACACCCAGUGUUUGUAAGAAAGUUGUUACCUUUUUCGAAAAAACUUUGCCGCUGCGGAUACGAGGGGUGUACUGCUUUAAUGUCCCAUCGGUUGCAGUGCAAAUAAUUAAAUUUAUUAUUUCCUUGUGUUCGGAGAAAAUACAAAGGAAGAUGCAUAUUUUUGGCCACGACAUAGAGGAGUUGACCCAGUUUGUACCUUUAAAAUAUCUGCCAAAAGACUUUGGUGGUGAGAAUGGUGUGUGCAGUGAGUUAACUCGGGAAUAUGUCAAGGGAUUGGAAUUGUAUCGGGAUUAUUUCAAAGACAAUGCUCAGUAUGGAACUGAUGAACAUUUGCGUAUUGGAAAGAUGUUUGAUUUGGAAGGCCUUUAUGGUGUGGGUGGAUCGUUUAGGAAAAUAAUAGUCGACUAAGAAAUAAAAAGUUAACACAGAAAUAUAA